AGUAUUUCUUCCCUUGCAUCUUCAACAAACAGUCACGAAGGGUACCAUGAGAGUAAAUAUGCAGCAGUUUACUGUACAAGACUGCAAAGAAGCUCUUCAGGAUGUUCUAAAUGCAUUCCGACAACCAGAUAAUGCACACCGAUUGAAUGAAGCCAAAGAUAAUGCAGGAAAUGAUAUGCUGAGAAUGAUGCAGAUUGUGUUUCCAUUGGCAACGCAAAUACAAAUGGAAGUGAUUGAAAAAUAUGGUUUUCCUGGAGAUGGAGACGGUAUCAUCCGAUUUACACAGGCAGUAAAACUGUAUGAAAAACAAGAUCAAGAUGUGACAUUGCUAAACAGAGAACUUAAAUCAUUUCUCAUACCAUCAAUGAACAUAUUGCCUCCUGAAGGGGCCUCUUGAUAUAAGCUUUCUUUGAAUUUAUAUUUAAUUGCUUGUAUUUAAUUAUGAACUGAAGCAACUCCAUUAUUUACCAUCUUGAUAGUGUCUGUUGUGAACGUUAAAUCAUACGUAAUGUUGAUAUCGUUGUGUGAAUGUAACGUUUUCCCUGGCAAAAUUUACAUUUGCAUUACGAAAUUUCACCAACUUGUGGCAUACGAAUGACAUCUUUUGUUUUUACACAUGUUGUUAAUUCUACAUUUCAUUAGUAACUGCUAUUUACCUGUUUUAUAUUGCUAAAUCUGUGUCAGGACUGAUGAAUAUGAGCGUACAUUCAAAAGCUUAUACCAUUGUGCAUUUGUUUACAGUGAUACACAUGAUUGACAUUGAAUGUGAGCAACCAAUUUCUUACAUGCAAUGUUAUGUGUGCGUAUGAAAAGGGGAUUUCUCAUGGUUAAAACUGUUAGUUAUUUUGAAUUCGAAUUUAUAGGUAAUUACUUGUCACACACAAAAACUUUUACAAACAAAUUUACUUUCUACCAACAAUAAGGUAAGGUCCACCUUUAAAAUACAGGUUUUCCUUAAAUUUUGAAACUGAUAUAAAUUGAAAAACUAACAGUAUUAUCUAUUUAUUUACAUGAGACAAACCGGGAUGCAGUAUUCAGUAUGUAGGUGAAACCAGAUGCUAUUUAUGUAAAUGCACGCAAGAACACCUUAUUGUGCCUGUAAUUAUUGUUUUGCUUUUUAAAAAAUAAAAUUGUUAUUUCCUAAA
Mytilus californianus (California mussel) is the source of this 1145-nucleotide messenger RNA. RefSeq names its product protein C10-like. The transcript has 3 exons. NCBI's taxonomy places the organism in Eukaryota, Metazoa, Mollusca, Bivalvia, Mytilida, Mytilidae. Gene Ontology annotation, biological process: post-embryonic development. The record is from RefSeq and is a predicted model, not a curated record. Bases 47 to 397 code for a protein of 116 amino acids.